AUGGCUAGCCCACGCGUGUUCGAGGUUGGCAUCGGCGUUUUUAUUCUCGCCGUGCUGUGGACAACAUGCUGCUUGCUUUGCAUCUUCCUGUCCAAAACGCAAGGAAUUUCCCGAGCUGUUGGUGUGUUUGCUGUUGCACUUCUGGCAACUGUGCUACUACUCGUGUUGCCACAGGGCGAAGGCCAGAAACCAAAGGACAGCGACAUCACUGACUCACUGUUCAUCUGGAGGAUCACACUUACUGUCCUUUUGGGCGUAUGCGCACUCGCAUCACCCAUGAUCAUGAUCAAGGUGCACUGGAGUGUGCCUGUGCAAGCAAGAAGUCUCAAUAGAUUGAACAACAUAAUUAGACGCCGUACUGUCAGCAUUCAGACAUCUGAAGAACAGCUGUAGCGUUU
Molecule: messenger RNA, 398 nt
Organism: Rhipicephalus sanguineus (brown dog tick)
Lineage: Eukaryota; Metazoa; Arthropoda; Arachnida; Ixodida; Ixodidae
Product: transmembrane protein 218-like
Exons: 2
Coding region: 1-393 (130 amino acids)
Source: RefSeq, a predicted model, not a curated record